AAUAGAAACCAAAAUCAUCCAUGAUGUGUGGGUUUAUACUUCCUUGAAAACAAAACAUUUAAAGAAAUUUACUACGCUUAAAGUAGUUUUUCCUAGUAAUCGACGAUAAAUCUUUACAUAGUUUCACAAGUCAUAUGACUGUUUUUGUCAGUGGAAAAGUAUAAAAAAAAACUAGCCGGAUUGUUGAGGUAACGGUGGAAUCAGUAAAGAAUUUGAAAGAGCCUUUAGACGUAGUAAUAGAAAAAAUAGGCGUUGCCUAUGACUCGGAAAGCCCGUAAAAUUAAGCUUUAAAAAGCUGCAAUUCAUGAAAAAAUAUGUUAUGGAUUUAAUGGAUAAAACAGUAAAAUUCAAUUGGUCUGGAUUAUAUGCAACACAAUGAUCAUAGCAGGCUCAUGUUGAUGUAGUCGUUUAUGAAAGAUUAUUAAGCCUCAGGUCUUCGUGUUGUUGCAGAUAGUUCACUUAGAGAGAAGACCAGCAAUUCCAGUUACUGAAUCAGCAUUUAAAACCACAGUAAACCUGAGAAAAUGGAAGACAGUACAGAAAUAUACUCGCAUCUUCCACAACCUCAACCAUUGAAUAACACUGAUUCUCAUCCUCCCCAAGCCCCAGAUGAGAAGGUGUCACUGGACAAUGAAAAUGAAAAAGCAAAAACUGAACAGGACUCUAAAGGAAUUGAAAAUGAAAAGAAAAAAGAUGAUGUUAAAGAUCGGGGACAAGAAAAUGCAAAGACCCAAAGUGAAGAAAUGGUUGCCAAAUUGGAACUAAUGACUGAUGAAGAGAUUGCAGAAUUUAAACAGAAAACAUUUGAGAAUCUAAGAAGUACAGCAAAUGAAGUAGUCGCACUUGAAACUCGACAAACAGAAGGUGGAGAAUAUGUCGAAAAGAUUAGAAAUUCUAUGCUACGAUUUUAUCAAAGUGAGUCUGUCCUAGACGGCAUAGAGUUAGAAGAAAUAAUCAAAUUCAGAAAAGAGAUUGCAAAAAUUAUGAUUGAAACUAAGUUUUUUAAUUUGAGUUGUGAAAUCAUUAUGAACACAUACAAGAAUGUAUGGCAGUUAGAAGAUGGAAAACAGAAUGAUCGGAAAUAUCUUCUUCUUUCAAAAAGCAUGUUAACUCUGCUGAACUUUAGUGACGACUCGGAUGAGUUAGCUGUUGCCAUGGCAAAUGAAUCUGGAUUUGUAAAGUUGAUGAAACAGAUCCUAGAAGACACACAGCAGAGGCAUUUAGGAACAGUUGAACCGCUACUAAACAAACGUGAGGAAAAGUUAUUGGAGUAUUCGCUUACACUGAUUCACAACAUGUCGAUGAGAGAGUCAAAUAUUGCUCGACUACGCGAUCUGGACAUGAUUAGAUCAUUAAAGCCUUUCCUCAGUUCGUCAAAUGAUAUGUUUGCUUUGAUCGCAUUGGCUGGUCUAGCAGGUAUUAUCAACGAGGAAGAAUGUGAAAUUAUAAAUGGUCAUAAGAAUACUGUGAAGAUACUGUUAGAUUGUCUUCGGGAAUGUUUGAAAGACAAGAUGCGAAGGUGUAGUGAGGGAUGGUCUGCCAAAGAAUGUGGGUUCAUUGUUAGAAUGUUAGCAAGGAAUGAUGCAAACAAGAAGACACUAGUAGAUCUUGGAUCCCUGGAGCUACUUGUAGAGUUGGGAAAAACUGGGGAUCAGACUGAACAGAAUGAGAGUGUUGCAGCACUCUGGGCAUUGUGUUUCGAUGAAGAUAACCAGUCACUGAUUACAGGAAAAGCGGAACUUGGUGUUGUAGAUUUACUAGUAGAUUUAAAACACUCGGAAGAUGAUAGUAUUAAGAAAUCAUGCAAUGGUGCAUUGUGGACAUUGAGAGAUGCAUUAAAGAAUACAGUUUGUGAAAAAUAUAAGAAAAUUGGUGAAGAGUUAGCUUCAAAGAAGGAAAACGUAAAUAUACAAAGUAGGAAAGAAGCAGUAUCAAAUGAAGGACAUGUCAUGAUUUCAUACCAGUGGGCUGAUCAGCAUGUGCUGAAAAGUGUACGAGACAACAUCAAAGCUAGAGGAUAUAAGGUGUGGAUGGAUAUCGACAAGAUGAGUGGGUCCACUCUGCAGGCGAUGGCUGAUGGUGUUGAAGGUGCUGCCGUGUUCCUCAUGUGUAUGUCUAACAAAUACAAGAAUAGCUCAGCUUGUAGAUCUGAGGCUGAAUAUGCUUAUCAGCGUAAAAAGAAAAUCAUACCACUGAAGAUGGAACCUGGUUACACUCCAGAUGGGUGGCUAGGAAUUUUAUGUGGUGCAAAGUUAUACUUUGAGUUUAGUCCAAAAUAUGCAUUUGAUGACAAGAUGAAAGAACUGCUCAAAGAACUAAAUCAAGUCAUUGGUGAAACUGCAGACACACCUGAUUCAGGAGAGAUAAUCAACCCUCCAACUGCAGCAGUUACCCAGGCAGCUGGAGCACAUGUAGUGGAACAUCCAGACACUGCCUCCUCUUUGAGUGGAACAGUUGCUAGGAUAACUGUUUCCAAGACAACCAUUGAUAAAGUAAGGAAAUGGUCCAACACUGAUGUAAAAAAUUGGAUUGAAAGGAAUGGUUUGCAAACAUGUGGCAUCAAUGGCCUGACAGGGGGAGAGAUAGCACUUUUAGCAAGUAUGCGUGUGGAGUGCCCAGAGUUCUUCUACAAAUGCCUACAAGAUAUGCUCAAAGUGAAAGACUUGCUUACAAUGUCCAAGAUAGUUUGGGCUUUACAUGAUCUGUCUUAGAGAAUAGUUCACUACUUCCCUUUCCUAGCUGGUGAGAGACUUAAGAUAAAAUCAGCGCAGACAGACCAGCUCGGUUCAGACACUACAAUUUUACUAAUGCACCACGACUUAGCUUAGUUGAUUGUGUGCUGGUGCACUGUGUAAAGCUUUUGAGAAUAUGUUAACUUUUUUCUUAUUUACAAACAAGAUCACUGAAUAAUGUAGCCAAACUGGUGGUGUGCAAAUGCACAACAUACCAAGGAAACUAAUUCACAAGCAAGGUCUCUGAAGGAAAUAGCCUAGUCGAUUGUAUGCUGGUGCACUAUGUAUCUGGGAAUGAUUUGAGAACAUGGUAGCUUUAGCACUAUCUAAUUUCACUAACUUACAAACAAGUUGGCGUAGUGAAUGGUUAUACAGUACAAGGCUGCUAAGCAGUUGACUGAACAACAUGACUUUGUGAAGUCUAUUUUAUGGAACUUUUAGACUGUCUUAUGUUUAGAAUGACUGAUAUGCCUUGUUUAAUGUCGUUCUGUUGAGUCAGAGAGACAAUAUGCUGGAUAGAAAUCCCAAUAUGUCCAUGUUAUGUAUGCUGUGUGCUGAUUAUAUUUUCUUCAGUCAAGUCAAUGUAUUGUUGGAUGCUUGAAAGAAACAGGCAUGUGGUAACAAAAUUAUUUUCAGUCAAAAACAAAGAUGCAUUGUGGGGUGUUACAGUUAUUAUGUUCAGUUACUGAACAUAAUAAUGUAAUACCCCACAGUGCAUCUUUUUAACUGAAAAUAAUUUUGUUACCACAUGCCUGUAUCUUUAAAGAACUGAAUAUAACGACUAUAGCACCCAACAAUACAUUGACUUGACUGAAGAAAAUAUAAUCAGCACACAACUUAACACUUCAAUAACUGGAAACAUUGUGAUUUCCACCCUCAAUAUUGUAUCUCGGUCUCAACAGAACGUCAUUGAACCAGGCAUAUCAGUCAUUCUCAGCAGAAGACAGUCUAUGCGUUCCGUACUGUUUGACUGAUAUGGGUGGCUCUAAAGUAUUAAUAUUCUGUGAAAAUAUGAUAUUUUCAUACAUAUAAAGCUCAUAUUUUUGUAUUGAUCAGCAAAAGAUAAUAUCUUUGGACAUGACAAAUUAUCAUUUAGAUGUAUGUUUUUGCAUUAAUUUGUAAAACAUUUUAUCUAUCCUCUCAAUCGAAAUUUGUUUUAAAAAAUAGAUCGACAACCAGGGCUCUGUUCCUAGCCUUUCUGACUUUGAAAGUUCAGACUUGAAUUUGCAAAAGCAGAAUUUUAACGUUGCCAUGAUACAUUCUAAACAGUGCAUCAAUACUGCUGAUAUUUUGCAUACUAGUAUUUGCAGUGUAUUGCUGCAUAGCGCACAUUAAGCCGGUUUGGAUUUUAUAUGGUCACUAGUUCUGUUUGAAUGUUUUUUCAGUGUUGUUGACCAGUCAGUUGAUUGAGGUCACUAGUUUACAAUCAGAAUGUUUUUCAGCGAUGUUGGCCAAGCACUUGAUUGAGGUCACUAGUUUGCAAUCAGAAUGAUUUUCAGAGAUCUUGGCCAAGAUUUUGAUUGAGGUCACUAGUUUGCAAUCAGAAUGUUUUUCAGCAAUGUUGGCCAAGCAUUUGAUUGAGGUCACUAGUUUGCAAUCAGAAUGUUUUAUAGCAAUGUUGGCCAAGCAUUUGAUUAAGGUCACUAGUUUGCAAUCAGAAUGUUUUUCAGCGAUGUUGGCCAAGCACUUGAUUGAGGUCACUAGUUUGCAAUCAAAAUGAUUUUCAGAGAUCUUGGCCAAGAUUUUGAUUGAGGUCACUAGUUUGCAAUCAGAAUGUUUUUUCAGCAAUGUUGGCCAAGCAUUUGAUUGAGGUCAGUAGUCACUAGUUUACAAUUAGAAUGUUUUUCAGUGAUGUUGGCCAAGCAUUUGAUUGAGGCCAAUAGUUUACAAUCAGAAUGUUUCUCAGAGAUGUUGACACUACCAAACAUUUGAUUGAGGUCAACAGUUUACAAUCAGAAUGUUUUUCAUUGAUGUUGACCAAUCAUUUGAUUGAGGUCAAUAGUUUACAAUUAGAAUGUUUUUCAGUGAUGUUGCCCAAUCAUUUGAUUGAGGUUAAUAGUUUACAAUCAGAAAAUCAGAAUGUUUCUCAGAUGCUGACCAAACAUUAAAUUUUGAUUGGGGUCAAUAGUUUACAGUCAUAAUGUUUUAGCGAUGUUGACCAAACAUUUAAUUGAGGUCAGUAGUUUACAAUCAGAUUUUUAUUCAGUCUUAUUGAACAUGCAUUUGAUCAAGGUCAGUAUCACUAGUUCACAAUCAGAAUCUCUGCAUGUGCCAUAUCAAUCUGUUUUUAUAUGCCCGAAGGGACGUAUUAUGUUAUGACGCUGGUGUCCAUCUGUCUGUCCGUCCGAUAGCAAUUUCGUGUCCGUUCUGUAACUCUUGAACCCCUAGCAGGACUUUGAAUAAACUUGACACAAAUGUUCACCAAAAUCGAGAUGACUUGUAGAGCGCAUGUUUCGGUUGGCUCGUUUCAAGGUAAAGGUCACACUCAGGGGUUAAAGGUCAUACCUUCGGGUGUAUAUUGCUCCGCAUUGCGGGCUUGUUAAAACAUUAUUAUUUGCACAAGUAAAUUUUCUAAAUGUCAGCUUGGUCCAAAACUCUUUCGUGUCAUUAUCUUGUCAUAUUUUUGCGGCUGCUAUGUGUGGUGGUAAGAUGGAUACUCGAUAUAUUUAGAGUUUACCCAAUUCACUUAAAUGAUAUUAUGUAACUAAUAUAUAUGUAAUAUAUAUUUAUUUUCCUCAGAUCUGAUCUUUUUCAAGUAAUUUUAUUAUUAUUUUUAGAUAUUAGAUAAUAAUUUGAUACAUAUAUUUUGUUAUCUGGCUUUUUAGAGCCAUAAUCAAAUGCCAUAAUAAUGUAUUUAUUUCUAGCACAGGAUCCAAGAUUUUCAGGUUUUAUAGUAUAUUUUUCAGAGCAGAAUACAUGUUCUACAAUACCUUGCUGAGAAUACAGGUAUUCUAUGAAAAACCUUGGUACAAAUUGUGAUAUAUAUUUAAGCUACUCCCCCAUUCCCACCAAGUUUGGCAUGUAACGUAUAUAAAUUAUGUAAAUUAUGUAUAUAAUUAUAACACUGAUGUUAAAGUGAGUGAAAGAAAGUGUUAGAUAUUGUUUAAAAAAACAAGUAGAAUUUUCAUUUUAUCCAUUAUUUUAAAAAGCCAUUUAUUCGCUUCUGCACAGUAUUUUUGGUAUGUUUAGGAUAUCUUGCAAAAUUCGUAUGUCAAUAACUUUGUAGCAUUGGUCAAUUUCUCAGCACACUUCUUUUAUAGAUUUUUGAGAGAAAAAAAUGAGGACCAAAGGGUAAAUGAGUCGCUUAAUCAACAAGCAGGGGAAAGUAAUGUUUGGAUUCUCGAUUGUUUAACACAAUGAUUUGUCAGAAAUUAUUUAUUUAAUAGAUUUUUAAAUGAGGCUAAAUGUUCCCAAAAAUUGUUGUGGGUGUACUUAGAUUUACCCUUGUUUGUAUGCCAGUCUGUCCAUCCGUACAUUUGUCUGUUGGAAAUGUGUCAUGUAUAUCUAUGUAUAGUAAGUCGUCGAACAGGAUUGCUGUUCAGCGUAUAAAGUUGUGCAUCUGGUGUUUUGUUUGGAAUUUCACUUAGUAAAGCUGUGGCCCUUGAAGUCAAAAGUUUGUGUUGCACAUAUCUCAAAAUUUAGGUGUUUGACAUAAAGUCAUGAAACAGGAUUGUUAUACACGUUGUGAAGUUGUGCACCAACAGUUUUGUUUGGAAUUUCAGGUUUAUGGCCCAAGGCAGUCAAAAAUAUGCAUAAACGUCGUAAAAGUUUGUUUCACAUGUAUCUCUAAAAGUAUUUGACCUAGGGUCAUGAAACAUUACAGAAUUAUUAUACAGCGUAGUACGUUGUGCUCCUGGAAGUUUUGUUUGGGAUUUCACUCAGCCAUAACAGAAUUAAAGCCCUUGAAUUAGUCAAAACUAUCCAUAUUGUUGGGACCAUCAUGUCCAUUUAUUGAUUUAUUUUUGAGUUUUGGCCUUUUUCACUUUGAAAUACUGCAAUGCCAUUAGAACACUGUGUAUUCAACUUCUACAGUUUCCAUCCAACGAUAAUGAAACUCAUUAUACGUCUUCAACAAGUGCAUAUUAUCAUGUCCAGUUUUUUUUUCUUCUUCUAGGGUCGAGGACUCUACUAUUUCAUUAAGCAUUUUCAGGCGGCAAGUCCCAUGCAGUGUUGACAUUGCCCUCAUUUAUUUUGUAUUAUCCAUACUCAAAUCCCCGCUUAUGACAUGCACCCCCAACCCAAGGUAAUAUGAAACUUUACUUAGUUUUGCAUUGUCAACAUUUAAUAUAUAAACAUAUAGUGUCAGGAUGUUGGGGCAAGAAUGUCCAAUGUGCACACAUCUAGUAUUUUAUUGUUACCGUUAUAUGAUUUUGCCGGAUGUUUUUAAGAUUGUAUUUUACAUGAUUUUAAUGUUUUUUGAUGGUAAAGGUUUAUACAACAGUGUAGAUAUUCUCUCCGUGCCAGUGAAAACAAGUGAAUGAAGUAUUGCCAUGCAAUACAAAGUCCCCUACUGGAAGGCACCUAAUUUUCUCAACUGCAGUAUAGCAUAAUGAACUGAUAUCUGGCAAUGAUGUAUAAACAAUAUUGUACUAUAUAUUCAGUAUGUUAUAAACAAAAGACUUGGAUUAAAAUUUGUAUAUAUAAAA
Molecule: messenger RNA, 7378 nt
Organism: Mercenaria mercenaria
Lineage: Eukaryota; Metazoa; Mollusca; Bivalvia; Venerida; Veneridae
Exons: 11
Coding region: 525-2711 (728 amino acids)
Biological process (GO): signal transduction
Molecular function (GO): protein binding
Source: RefSeq, a predicted model, not a curated record